This is a messenger RNA of Paraglomus occultum, 801 nucleotides long. Lineage: Eukaryota; Fungi; Glomeromycota; Glomeromycetes; Paraglomerales; Paraglomeraceae. The record is from the annotation of a GenBank genome assembly.
AUGCGUCAUCUGCAAUCAUCAAUAUUUUUACUAGUUUUAUUAACUAUAUCAGUCAAUGCCCAGGAUUUGUACAGGCGGAGCAAUGAUACUAUUGUUCGUCGUCAGGUUACCACGGACGCUGUCGCACUCGCUCCGGUCAUUAGCACAUGCACCAAACCAGGCUCAUUUGCUAUCACGUUCGAUGAUGGUCCCACAGAGACUACCGAUAUCCUAUUAAAUUACCUAAAGGCCAACAAUUAUGAAGCGACGUUCUUUGUCAAUGGCUUAAACUAUCGCUGCAUAUACGAUCAGGCAGACGUUAUCAAACGCAUCGUCAAUGAAGGACAUCAACUCUGCUCUCAUACUUGGUCUCAUGCCGACCUUGUCAAGUUGUCUGAUGACCAAAUUCGCCUUGAAAUGACCAAACUCGAAGAUGCGUUUCGUAAAAUUGUCGGCAAAGUACCGCGCUACAUGCGACCACCCUAUGGUAGUUAUGACACGCGCGUACGUGGUAUACUUGCAUCGCUUGGAUAUGAAAUGAUUACUUGGGAUAUUGAUAGCGGGGAUGCGAUUGGAUACACGAUCAAUAAAUCAAAAGCGGUCUAUAGAACUAGCAUUAGAAAGGAACCAUUUCCUACUCCACAUUUGGCUUUAAACCAUGACGUCGAACCAAGUACGAGCACUGUUCUUGCGCCUUUUGCGUAUAAAUAUGUAAUACGGAAGGGAUAUUCGCCUCAGACUGUUGGGAGCUGUCUCGAAGAUGGAAAUUGGUAUAAAGAAGAAGUCGAACCCAGUCCUAGAGACAGUAGCUGGGUAUGUUAG